UCCAACUGCUUAGCAAUACCAGAAGAAGAAGUGUGUCAUCACCGGUGGAGCUAAAAGGAAAACUGUGAAUGGCUUCAAAAUAGGCUGGAAUGCGAAAUGAGACAUAUACGCUUUAUCGGGCGUUGCGUUUUUUCCAUGUGACAUCCAAAGGGACUGGGCAGUAAAGGGAGAAGAAGGGGACAAAAGAUGUCGGACGUUGAAGGCGCUGACAGUUCAGAGCAGCUGAAUAAAUUUGAGAAAUUGACAGGCAGGCCGCCGCGCGGACCGAUGUUAGCAGGUCCUCGAACUCCUCCCGCCCGCAGCGGCCAUCGCUGCGUCGCUGACAACACUAACCUGUACGUGUUUGGGGGUUACAACCCGGACUAUGAAGAGUCGGGAGGCUCCGAAAACGAAGACUACCCGCUGUUCAGGGAGCUUUGGCGGUACCACUUUGCCACGGGCUGCUGGCAGCAGAUUCGAACCGAGGGUUACAUGCCCACAGAGCUGGCGUCUAUGUCAGCUGUUUUACACGGCAACAACCUUCUGGUGUUCGGCGGCACUGGGAUUCCCUUCGGGGAGAAUAACGGCAACGAUGUCCACGUUUGUAACGUGAAGUACAAGCGGUGGUCGCUGCUCAACUGUCGAGGGAAGAAGCCAAACCGGAUAUAUGGACAGGCGAUGGUCAUUAUAAAUGGCUUCCUGUACGUGUUUGGCGGAACGACAGGUUACAUCUACAGCACAGACCUGCACAGACUAGAUCUGACCACCAGGGAAUGGAUCCACCUCAAGCCCAACAACCCGCCUGACGACCUGCCGGAGGAAAGAUACAGGCAUGAAAUAGCACAUGACGGACAGAGGAUUUAUAUUCUGGGAGGUGGGACUUCCUGGACGUCGUACCCUCUAGAUAAGAUACAUGCUUAUAACCUGGAGACAAACUCUUGGGAGGAGAUCACAACUAAACCUCAUGAGAAAAUAGGAUAUCCUGCUCCUCGACGAUGCCAUAGCUGUGUGCAGAUACGCAACGAUGUAUUUAUUUGUGGAGGCUACAACGGGGAGUUGAUACUAGCCGAUCUGUGGAAACUAAACCUGCAAACCUUCCAGUGGAGUAAGCUACCAGCAGAGAUGCCUGAGCCAGCCUACUUUCACUGUGCUGCUGUAACCCCUGCCGGCUGCAUGUACAUUCACGGAGGCGUGGUGAACAUCCACGAGAACAAGAGGACUGGCUCUCUGUUUAAGAUCUGGCUGACUGUUCCCAGCCUGCUGGAGCUGUGCUGGGAGAAGCUUCUCAAAGCCUUCCCCCACCUGACUUCUCUCCCCACCUUUCACCUGUACAACCUGGGCCUCACGGAGGAGCUCGUAGACCGUGUCAAGUAGGCGCAGAGGAACGGGAGAAUUUUCCCAGCAGGACUCUGGACGAUGUCUGAUGUAGCCCCCCCCCCCGCCUUAAAGCCAAAAACAAUGGGAUGCCUUUUUUUUUUUUUUUCUUUUUUAAGUUCCCAUAUUUUUUUUAUUUUUUUUUUUUUUUUUUUGUAGAUACAGUGAUGAGUGUCAAUAUUUUUUUUGGAAUGUUUCAUGGAUUUUACUCUAAUCCCUGUGCCAUCACUACAUCCGUACAGCGUUUGGAUUCUGGACGUCCGCUUCCGACAAACUGACAAGUUGUAAAACGAUACAAAAACUAUAUUUUGCCAUGUGAAAAGUCAGAUGCUAUUUACUCUCACUUCUGCAAAUCCUCCAGAUAUUUUAUAAAUUCAGAGUGAAGGGAAUAAUGGAUGUAUAUUUAUUUCAAGGACUUGAUCACUUUUUGCUGGAAUCCCUCACCCCAUCAUGAACUGAUAUUGCUCUUUGCACAUUUUCUCUUCUCUGAUGUUCUCGUUGAUAAUUUUCUCAUUUAAUAGAUCCUUUAUUCAUCUGUGGCUAGUUAUUUCAGUCUAAAGAGGGUGACACAUCGGUUUGCCAAUUUCUCACAGUUACACUGACACCAUACAGCUCUUAUUGUCCUUUCCCCUGAGGGGACCUUCUCCGCUCCAAGUUGUCAGAUGAAGUAAUAGUCGUGCAAGUUUCAGCACUCGAGUUAUCUUGCCAAUUUGCACGGACAGACAAACAAAGCUUUUAUCUCGCCUUCGGAAACGUUAUGAAAUGUUUUAGAUCAUUUGUGGUCAAAUUGCCUAAAACUUGUGCAGACCCUGGGUCUUCAUUGCCAUGACGAGAACAUUUUCCAAUUUUUUUUUCGCCCUGCCCCCCCCCCCCCCCCCCGACGUUAUUUUACGGCGUAAACGUAAAACGAAGGAGAAUACUUGGGUUAUUUCCCCGAUUGUGUCGACUCCUAGCUUUAUUUGUGAAACCGCACCUCACUGUGAAUCGGGUGCUGUUUAAAUCUUAAGCUUUUCGUUCGAUGACGCUUUUUACCUUCUGUUGAAGACGAUGGCUUUGCACUGAGAGCUGCUUCAGUAGCACAGUCGUUGAUCCUGCAGUGCCUUUUUCUGAGAUGCAUGUUUAACCCCUUCGGAUAUUCCAGUCGGUGCAUACACGUGCUCAUUUUUAAACUUUCCCCUGUAAUAACCAGAUCAGUAACUCCUAAAUCGACUGCAGCACGUUCUCCUAAAAGAAUUCUUGACACUUAAUGUUUUAAAGACACCAAAUAUUGUUUCACUUUGAGAUCUUUGGUUUGCCCCCCACCCCUACCAGUGCAUGAAUUCUCUUAUUUUAAACUUCUGCACCGUUUUCCCAGAUUCUUUAAUGCAUGAUGCCUGUACCUGCUUUUCAAAUGAGGGAAGAAAAAAAAAAUAUCUUCUAAAAAUAUGCUUUACAGGUUUCCUGGAAAAAAAAAGUUGUACAGUCUGAUUUUAUGAACCUUGUCAAUAAAAGUAUUGUCC
This is a messenger RNA of Poecilia latipinna (sailfin molly), 2852 nucleotides long. It is a transcript of the gene klhdc10, whose product is annotated as kelch domain containing 10. The record is from RefSeq and is a predicted model, not a curated record. The transcript is spliced from 9 exons. Lineage: Eukaryota; Metazoa; Chordata; Actinopteri; Cyprinodontiformes; Poeciliidae. The coding region runs from base 187 to 1353 and encodes 388 amino acids. Gene Ontology annotation, biological process: positive regulation of stress-activated MAPK cascade. Gene Ontology annotation, molecular function: protein binding.